AUGUCAUCCAACCACACAAUGUCCCAACUGCCAGCCUUUCUCCUGCUUGGGAUACCCUGGAGAGAAGAUAUCCACAAGUGGCUCUCUAUCCCCUUCUUCUUUCUCUACCUUGCAGCUGCUCUAGGCAAUGGUGCCAUCCUUGUGGCAGUGGCCCGGAAUCCAUCACUCCGUGAACCCAUGCAUUGUUUUCUCUCUAUGCUUGCUGUCACUGACCUGGCAUUAUCAGGUACCACACUGCCUACUACAUUAGGAUUGCUGUGGUUUGGUAUCAGUCAGGUGGCCUUUGAUGUCUGCUUGGCUCAAAUGUUUUUCAUUCAUGUUGCCUCAGUGGCAGAGUCAUCAGUGCUGCUAGCCAUGGCAGUAGACCGAUGGGCUGCCAUUGCCUGUCCACUGCGGUAUUCUGCUCUCUUAACUCACCGAGUGGUUGCAAGGGUGGGAGUGGCUGUGCUGGUCCGCUCAGCUCUCACAUUGCUACCACUACCAUUCUUGUUGCUCAGGCUGACUUAUAAUGAUCAACGGAAGCUUACCCACUCCUUCUGUUUCCACCCAGAUAUCAUGAAGCUGGCACGUAAUGAAACUGAGAUCAAUGUUCACUAUGGUCUCUUUGUUAUCUUGUCUACAGCUGGUAUUGACUCAGUCCUCAUCAUUCUCUCCUACAUCCCUAUAGCAAGAGUGAUUCUGGGCCUCGGGUCAUGGGGAGAGAGAAUGCGGGCAGCAGGUACCUGUGUAAGCCACGUGGCUGCUGUCCUAGUCUUUUUUGUGCCCAUGAUUGGACUUUCAGUUAUGCAUCGUUUUGGGAGUCAUGGUCCAUUGCCUCUGGCCUUGGUGGCUUACACCUACCUCCUGGUGCCACCUGCUCUCAACCCUGUUAUCUAUAGUAUCAAGUGUCAGUGCAUCUGGAAGACUCUGCUUAGGUUCUGCUUCUACCAGCCUGGAGUCCCCAGGUGGCCAUCAUCUCCUCAUCCCAUCAACACUGGACACAAGUCUCCCUCAAUUACCUGCUCCCGGAGAUACUCUGUUCGGAUAAUGCAAAUGGAGUCCCCACCCUUGGAGAGUUCCCAGUCUGAUGAAACAGACAUUGGUCUAGUCUUUGGAGAUGCUCCAGUAUGAUGGGGGUAUAUGUGAGCUAGAUUCAAUGUUAAUA
Messenger RNA from Trichosurus vulpecula (common brushtail), 1144 nucleotides. RefSeq names its product olfactory receptor 51G2-like. Gene Ontology annotation, biological process: G protein-coupled receptor signaling pathway. Bases 1 to 1110 code for a protein of 369 amino acids. Gene Ontology annotation, molecular function: olfactory receptor activity; G protein-coupled receptor activity. The transcript has a single exon. Gene Ontology annotation, cellular component: membrane. The record is from RefSeq and is a predicted model, not a curated record. NCBI's taxonomy places the organism in Eukaryota, Metazoa, Chordata, Mammalia, Diprotodontia, Phalangeridae.